AUCAAAUCUGCGCUGUUCUUAAAAUCAUUUUCGGCGGCGUAAAUUUAUUUCUUAAUCAAUUUCUUUUGUCUUCUAUGAUACGUAGACAUGCCAUUUUAUUAGAAAUCUAGUGUUCGUUAUUUUGGAGUAGUUUUUAGUGCAUGUGAUUUGUUUAUAGGACUCGAAGUUACGUCUUACCAUGACAUAAGUAAUCGUAAUAUUUUAAAACCUUUAGGUUUAAACAAUUAUUGAACAAAAAUGGUGUUUGAAUCGAUAGUUGUUGAUGUUCUUAAUAGAUUUCUAGGGGACUACGUGGAGAAUUUGAACAGGUCUCAGUUAAAGUUAGGAAUAUGGGGCGGCGACGUAGUGCUAGAAAACUUAAUAUUAAAACAAAAUGCCUUGGAAGAACUCAACAUCCCUGUUCAGACAGUUUAUGGCCACCUAGGAAAGCUCGUCCUUAAAAUACCAUGGAAGAAUCUAUAUGGUGCUUCAGUAGAAGCAACAAUCGAACGACUUUUCUUGAUUGUAAAUCCAUCUGCUGAAGUUAAAUAUGACCCGGAGAAGGAAGAAAAGAUGGCGCUAGCGUCGAAACAAGCGGAGCUUGCCAGAGUUGAAGAAGCCAAGAAGAAAGAAGCACAAAAAGAUCAGAACAAACUGGAUGAGACCUUCGUCGAGAAGUUAGUGACACAGAUAAUUAAGAAUGUGCAGUUAAAAAUAACUGACAUCCAUAUAAGGUAUGAGGACAGUAUAACGAAUCCAAAAGCCCCAUUCUCCUUUGGGAUCACAUUACACAACCUGUCUGUACACACCACCGAUGAGAACUGGAAACAAGCAGUUAUUCAAGAAGCUGUCACCAAAAUUUUUAAGAUAUUGGAUUUGGAAGGAUUAGCGAUUUAUUGGAAUCCAGCGACAGAGCUGUAUUCAAAGUCUGAAGCUCAGGACAUCAAGACUAGGCUUCAGAAUGAGAUCGCUACAAAAUCAUCGCAACCGUCUUCUUAUAAAUAUGCAUUGGGUCCAAUUAAUGCCACUGCCAAGUUAAAACUGAAUCCCAAGCCGGAGGGCGACACACCUAAAUUCAGUAUACCUAAAGUAAUACUCAGUCUGCACAUGGAGCAGCUGUCUGUCAGCCUCACUAAGGCCCAGUACCAGGAUAUGAUGCUGCUCGCUGAUUCCAUGGACAGGAUGAGCAAAGGAGCCCCCUACAGGAAAUACCGUCCAGACGUAAAGACAUACAAGAAUCAUUACAAACAAUGGUGGCAUUUUGCAUACACUUGUAUAUUAGAAGACGAAGUUAGACGUCGUCGUAAGAAUUGGGAUUGGACGCACAUGCUGAGCCAUCGUCAGCUGUGCAAGGACUAUGCUAGCGCGUACCAAUGCAAGCUCACUAAUAAAGGGAAAGUUACCACCGAUCAGAAUAAUACCAUCUGCCAAGCUGAGAAGUCAUUAGAUCUUCUUAAUUUAGUAGUCAUCAGACAGAGGAUAGAAAUGGAGGUGGAAAGAUUGGGUAAAAUGGAAGAAGAAGCCCGUAAGUCUCGAGGCUGGUUCGGAGGCUGGUGGUCUAGAGGCAGUUCCAAGGAUGAAGAACUUACAGAAGGCACUGCUAUAAUGAAACAGUUCGAGAAGGCCAUGACGGUGGAGGAGAAGGAGAAGCUGUUCCGUGCGAUCGACUACCAGGAGAACAGCGCGCCGCUACACCUGCCCGUGGAGUACGUGGCGGUAGAAGGUCACUUCCGGCUGGACCGGCUGCAACUCGCCGUCACAGAUCAGGCGGAGGUGCUGCGCGCGCGGGUCGAUACCGUACAGCUCGAUAUGAACCAACGCCCCAGCGCCAAUGCACUCAGGGUUGACGUUCAAAUGAAAUCGUUCACGGUGUCUGGCGUGCAGCAAGGCGAUAUUGUGCCUCAAAUGGUCACGUCCAAAGAAGUUACGCAAGACGCCAACUUGUUGAAUGUUGUGUUCGAAACAAAUCCAUUAGACGGCAAGUGUGACCAACGGGUACAGGUCCUGGCGCGGCCGCUUCAAAUUGUGUAUGACGCGCAGACUGUCAUCGAGAUUGUCAACGUCUUCAAACCACCCACCGAAUCCACCGCUUUGACCACUUUACAAGCUGCAGCGGGUAAUAAAUUGUCAGAUUUAAAAGAAAAAUCCGCACUGGGAAUGCAGUAUGCAGUGCAUCAUCAUACAUUCAUCGAUUUGGAUAUAGACAUCGCCGCCUCAUACAUUAUUGUGCCCCAGACUGGUAUAUACAGAGGUAACGAAGCAUGCGUGGUGGUGAAGCUGGGUGCGAUCAGUGUGAAGUCUGCGCCGCGACCGGAGACGCUCGACGUGCACAAGCUGCAUCGGGAGGGGCUGGCAGAUGAGGAUAUCCUGCGCGAGAUCACAGCGCGUAGCUACGACAAGAUGGCGCUGCAGCUUACUGAGAUGCAGAUCGUCAUAGCGUCAGCACAAGAGGAGUGGCAGACGGCUAUAGGAUCUGAGGUAGGGACGCCGCUGCAUCUACUGCAGCCCACAAACCUCACCAUACAGAUACACAAGUGCCUCAUCACCGACGACCCACGUAUGCCCAAGAUCAAGGUCCGCGGCGAACUGGAGAAGAUUGCAAUCUCAGUCUCAGAGGAUAGGUUGCUAACACUAUGCGAAAUAUUAGUGAGCAUGCCUUUACCACAAUCCGAAGAGACGACACAACUAAAGAUAUUUUGCUACAAAUUUGCGUAUACUGUGAGUGGUCAAGUGCUUGAAUACCCGCUCUUUGGUGAGCCUCGCACCGACGGCAUUGCGGCCAGCGAUUCGAAGGCGUCGAGUCUAUCAUUGCUCAAGUAUUUGGACCCUGCAGAGAAACAGAGAAGGGACACAGCGCGCUCAAAGCAAAGGAAAACUGAUGAACAAUCCGUCCAGCUGACAGAAGUGGAGGCAUUCUUUAUUAUGAAAGAACUAAUUCUUAGCGUGAAUCGAAAGAUAUCAGCACAAUCUCGAGGUUACGACAAAUUCUUAGUGUUCUCACUGCAAUUGCUAGAAUUAACAGCAACCCAGAAGACGUUCACAUUAGAGGCGACUGUGAGACUGGGCGCGGUCAACAUGCAGCAUCACAGAACUGGACAUCGUAUUAUCAAUAUGAUAGAAACACCAGAAGUACCGGAUAUUGACGUCACGGAUACAGCCGUGACAACCAGUCAGUAUUUGUUCGCGGUCACGUAUCGUAAUGUUGACAAGAAAUGUCCAGAAUUCAGAAGUCAUUAUGGAUCUAUCGAGCAACUUAUUGAAUUAGAUUUCACCACACUCAAACUCUUGUUACAUCUGCAAGGGCUGCAAGAGAUACUCAUCAUUGCCAAUGAAUAUCAGACUCGUUUACAAAACAUCCAAAGCAAAGUCGACAGAUACGCUAAUGCAGGUCCAUUGGAAACUAUUAUGGAAGAUGAAGAAUUUUCUGUGGCCAAAUCAAAAGCGAGUGUAUCAAAGCCCGCGCGUCGUAAGCAGAUUGAGAGCAUCCAGCUGAAGGUGAACGUGAAGAUCGGAGCAGUGGAAAUUGGAUUCGCAACAGAGCGCCGGCCACUUGCCGUGCUGCGUCUGCAGGGUGCCGGUGCCGGCCUCGUGCUGAAACCCUCCUACACACAACUUGACUGCGCCAUCGCAUCCAUUAAAGUAGAGGACCUCAACCCCGAGACUAUACAUAGAGAGAUUCUAAAAGUGCUCGGCGGCGACGUUAUCAAUGUACAAAUAGUGAUGUACAAUUUGGAGCAGUAUCCGAGCGUCAGCGAUGUUAACAUGUCGAUAGACGCGCAGAUCAACUGCUUGCGUAUCGUCUUCCUAAAUUGGUUCGUCACAUCGAUGCUGGAGUUCCUGAACAACUUCCAAACGGCACAGCAAGCGAUCAUUGAAGCGUCGUCGCAGGCGGCGGACGCGGCGCGUGCCAAUGUGCAGAACGCGUACCAGAACCUGACAAAGUUGUCGCUGAAGGUGCGCCUUGCUGCGCCCAUCAUCCUCGUACCGGAGAACUCCACCAGCCGACACGCCGUGCUUGUCGACCUUGGACGAAUGACUCUUAAUAACCAGUUCGUUGAUCUGCCUGUCGCUGACGUAAGUAACAAGGUGACAGUGGACGAGCUGAUGCUGGAGCUGGAGGAUAUGAAGCUGUCGUGCGUGGAGCUGCGCGCGGAGCAGCUGGACGUGCUGCACGAGCGCAAGUUGCUACGUCCCACCAGCUUCAAGCUGUUUGUGAAGCGCAGCCUGUCGCAGUGGUACGACACACUGCCAGACCUAGACAUCUCCGGCAGGAUGAAUACCAUCGCGAUAACAGUAGGGCACAGCGACUACAAGAGUAUUAUGAAGAUCCUAAAUCAAAACCUUCAAGAGGGACAGACAAAGACUGAAGACACAAAAGCCGCACAGAGCAUACCCAAGGCUACAUCCAAGGCCGGAGUCAAGACUCAGAUCAGCAAAGUGCAAGUCAAAUCUGUGUCAACUCCUGUCACACCCACUGAGGACAAGAAACCCAGGACAACUAUUAAAUUUGCAUUCACUAUGGAUAGCUUCGUUAUUGAUCUUUUGAAUACUACUGUUUCUGUUGAGAAUCCAUCAAAGAGUCUGGAUGUGGAUCUAGCGCGGUUCUGCCUCGCGCUGCUGUCGGUCAAGGGGCGGAUGUUCUCGGACGGCUCUCUGCACACUUCGGUACUGCUGGUCGACUGCACGUUGGACGACACGCGCCCAGGAAGAGGGGCUAAGAUUACACGAUAUCUGGAAAGACGGCGUGAUAAUCAAGAAACAUUGUUAGAACGAACGCAGGAAUCGUCUACUAUUAUGGAGGCAAACGAUAAAAUACGCAGCAUGAUCGAUAUCACAUACACUAUGAAGAACUCGGACACAUUUAUCGACAUGAGAAUAUUCAGUUUCAAUCUGAUUCUGGCGAUGGACUUCCUGAACAAGAUCGCGGAGUUCAUGACGACGGGCCUGGCGGAGGACGCGCCUGACGCCGCAGACGUCAAGCUCAAGCCCAACGCUGACAAGUCCAUAGACAAUGCUGCCAGACGGAAGACGAUGACGAGCAGUGCGGUGGUAGAGCCUGCGCAGAAGCCGUCCAUGAUGACCGUCAAUGUAAAGAUCGAGCAGCCAGACAUCAUACUGGUGGAGUCACUCGAGCAGAAGCAGUGCGACGCUCUGGUCCUAAAUAUGGAGGGUCGCUUCAAGCUGCGACGAACGGUAGAGCGCAUGGUGGCGGAGGGCGGAGUGACGGGGCUGCAGCUGGUGCUGCGCCAGCUAGGCAGGGCCGGCGCGCCACGCACGCUACUUGCGCCUGCGCACGUCUCGCUCGCGCUCUCGCAGCCGCCUGGCAGCGGGCCGCACGUCGAUCUCGCCGUCUCCGAUAUAAAGCUUACAGUCUCGCCCGAUAUAAUUGGUCUAUUGAAUCGAGUAUUGGCCACGAUGACGAGCAGCGAGGAAGACAACGUGGAGGAGGACGACAAGGCCAUCAUAUACGACAACCUGUGGGCCAUACAACCAUUCCGACCUAACUCAUAUUGGUUUUUGAAAACUGAGGAGGCAGAGGAAGCGAUCAACUUGGAGUCACCCUCGGGGCUGGAGCAGGAGCGGCCUCCAGCGGGGGAGAUCUGUUUGCUGUCCAGCCCCUCCAUAGUUAUCUCACUGGAGAUGGACAUAGGCAACGAGACCAUACCAGUACUCGUCAUGCAGGCCUCGCUCACCGCGCAGCUCAGAGACUGGAGCUCUGAUCUGUACAUGGAGUCGACGUGGGCGAUGCAGGUGUCUUACUACAACAUCGGUCGCGCCGUGUGGGAGCCUCUCAUCGAGCCAGUCGAAGUACUCAAGGACUCGCAGUACAGGCACGUGCCUUGGGAACUCAAGAUGGAGGUUGUUAUGAAACCACAAGAAACGCACACAGUAAUCGACACGACGGACGAGGCGGCCAACCUGCAGGUGGUGGCGCAGCGGCAGGCCAACAAGACCAUCACCAUCUCCAGCAGCGAACCUCUCGAGAUCACCAUCACCAGGACCGGCAUGGAAGUGCUGACACAGCUAGGAAACUCGUUUGCCGCCGCAGUGGCCACCGAGGCCGACACCACCAUUCUCACCAAGGCUAAGGUUGACGAUAUCACCAAAAAGGAAUACUUGGGCGCCCCGUAUGUUCUACAUAACUGUAUCGGCCUCACAGCGAAGCUUUUACUACAGAAUAACAAAGAUUUCUCAGUUUUUCUCAUAGAUGAACACAAGUCUAGUGAUUAUAGAGAAGUUGUCCUAGAGCCGGGCGCAUGCGUUCCUUUGCAACUGAAACAUGGCGGUCUCAAUUUGAUGAAACUUAACGAACCGCCUCCGCCUCUUAAAUUAAACGUUAAGAUAGUGGAACUAGACGAAGAAAUAAUAAUCCCGGUGGAGCGUGCAGACAAACGGUACUUCACUUUGGGACGGCGACAUUCAGGGUCACGAGGCGCGACUGGUGGGGCGGGCACUACGGGCACGCUGGAGAAGCACGUCCCUCACGCCGCUGCUGUGGAGCCGCGCGGACUCAUAUCCGAUAUCAUGAUGCAAGACGCCGCGCUGCAUAUAUAUCUGCGUAGCAUCGUGCAGGUAAUAAACACGCUGUCAGUGAACGUGUCGGUGUACUACAUGACGCUGAGCGGCAACGAGGUGCGGCUGCUGGGCGAGGUGAAGCCGGCCGGCGUGCUGCGGCUGCCGCUGCAGGCCGUGCACACGCCCACCGCGGAACUCUUCUUCUCCGUUGAAGGUUUUACAGUGUCCGUAUCGCCAUUCAUUUGGCGCGAAUUGCAGAAUGAAGUGUCCAUAACAAAGCUGUUGCAGUGUGACUCAAAGGAUAAGACUAGUGGUGAAAAGUUUUAUCUAAAAGCGGUGGGCAGUAUGGAGCAAGUAUUCUUUGAGCACUCGAACCGGCACACGUUUGCGUCCUCGUGCUACGAGGUGGUGCUGAAGCCUGCGGUAAAGCUGCAGAACUGCCUGCCCGUCGACAUCGUAGUCUCGCAGCUCGGCCUCAAGCGUACACAAAUCUUCAAGCCCGGAGAGAUGUUCCAUCUGUCACAUCUCGCGCCAAAUAGAGCCUCCAUUGUUGUCAUGAUACAAAGCUACUUAGAUAAAUGCUGGGUAUGCACCAAGAAUCUGCCUGAUGAGGAGACGGAACUGUCCGUCUGGUCGUUCGAGUCUCACGACAGCCCGUCUGUGAUGACUUUAGACCUGGGUGUUCAUAGCAGCGAUACUGAGGGCACACAGGUCCUCUCCCUUUACUGCCCCUUCUGGAUGCUCAACAAGACCGGCUUCACGCUCUGCUACAGGAAAUCAAAGAAACCAGAAAAAGACUCCAGCUCACCCAACAAGAAUGCUGAUGAAAUGGGUAAUGUAAUCUUCCAUCCGAAAGACUACAAGGAACCGAUACUAUUUUCGUUCCGUGCUAAGAACUUCUUCGGCAAGAAGAAGGCAGCCAUUAGAGUGGAGUUCGGGGAGUGGUCGGACAAGUUCUCUCUAGACGUGCCCGGCAGCUCCGGUGUUGUUAUAUGCAGGAAUGAAGGAAGAACUUACCAGGUUGCAGUUACGAAUCAGUUGACGUUCAAUAGUUUAACGAAGAUGGUGAUAUUCACGCCUUUCUUCCUGAUCAUAAACGAGGCGCCCUUCGCUAUUCAAUACCAGGAGCUACAUAGAUCUGGCGAUCCCUGGAGAGAGGUUGAACAAAAGUCAAGUUCAGCGCUGUGGCCGGUGGUGGAGCGGGAGGACAAGCUGCUGUUGUUACGUGUAGCGGGCUCCGUCGAGCACGCCGCGCCCUUCCUGUACACAGAACAGCACACUGUCUGCCUCAAGCUUAACAACGAGUACGGUGGGCUGCACGUGGAGGUGCAGCUGAGCGAAGGCGGCACUUAUGUGACGGUGCGCCAGUACCGCGACGGCCACGCCCCCGCGCUACUCGUCAACUUCUCCCCCCACCCUAUCGUCGUCUACGAGCGCGAGAACGUUAACGUCAAAAAAAUACCACCUAUGCAUCGUAUGCUGUUCACGUGGGAUAAUCCAGCCGGGCCCCGCAUGCUGAUAUUCGAAGGCCACAAGAAGACUGAAAUAUACAACGAUCUUAGGAAAGACGGUAUUGGAGAAUUUAUGAUAAGCGAGACGGAGCGGAUGUCGUGGGUGUCGUUCCUGGACGGGCUGCAGCGCGUGGUGCUGUUGACUGGCGACGCGCUGCUGGCUGCGGGCGCGCACACGCUGGGCGAGGCGGAGCCGCUGCGCACCGAGCUCGUCCUCGCCAUGCACGGCCUCGGACUAUCCCUAGUUAAUGACAUGGAGGCACUAGAGAUCGUAUACGUCAGCAUAUCCAAUUCUGGAAUAAUCUGGGAGCAGUGCAAGCUGGGAGCUCGUCGCUACAAGAAGAUCGAAGGCCCGAAACUGCUUCAACUGGAAGAAGCCUACCAACGCUACAUCACUGAGAAGAUGGUCAGCGACGAACCGGUGCCGUGUAGAAUAUUAAUUGAUGAAAAAAUGGAAGUGGACUUCGAAGAGAUGCGCAUUCUGAAGCCGUCCCCGCGUCUUAUGCGGCGCACGCAGGAGCCGGGACUGUGGGCGAGCUUGGGCGUGACGGCGCACUCGAGGCGGCUGCACGCUCGCCUACACCGCCUGCAGGUGGACCAGCAGCUGCCACUGCCCACAUUCCCCGUGCUGCUCGCGCCCGUGCCUCCGCCCAAGUCCGUCGCUAACGACGACCCCAACGGUAUGAAGCCGUUCAUCGAGGUGUCUAUUGUGGAGCGCAUAAUGGAGCACAGCAAGGUGCGGCAAUACAAGUACUACAAGGUGCUCAUCCAAGAGUUCCACGUGAAGGUCGACAUGGGCCUCAUCAAUGCCCUCAUGGGCAUGUUCCCGCAGCGACUUCUCACCGAACAGGAGGCGCUGGACGCGUUCCAGCUGGACAUGGAGCGCGCGGGGCAGCCGCUGGAGGCGCUGGCAGCUCUCGGCGCCGCCUCCGACCUCAAGAACUUCUAUGACAACCUGCACUUGUCACCGCUUAAGGUCCACGUAUCAUUUUCCUUGGGCGGUGCAACGCAACUUCCUACAUUCGUAGGAACUUUACUACAAAGUAUCGGCGUCACCUUGACUGAUAUGAAUGACGUCGUCUUUAAGUUAUCAUAUUACGAGAGGAACUACGAGUUCCUAUCACAGAAGGAACUGAUCAGUCAAGUGCAGAGUCAUUACACGGGUCAGGCCCUCAAGCAGCUGUACGUGCUAGUACUAGGUCUAGACGUCAUCGGCAAUCCCUACGGCCUCGUUAUCGGACUCAAGAAAGGAGUCGAGGAUCUCUUCUAUGAACCGUUCCAAGGUGCAAUCCAAGGUCCGGGCGAGUUCGCGGAGGGUCUGAUGCUGGGCGUGCGGUCGCUGGUGGGGCACACGGUGGGCGGAGCGGCGGGCGCGGUGUCACGCAUCACCGGCGCCAUGGGACACGGCCUGGCCGCGCUCUCACUAGAUAAGGAUUACCAACGUCGCCGGCGCGAUAACAUCAACAAACCUCCAGCUAACUUGCAGGAAGGUUUGGCGAGGAGCGGGAAAGGACUUGUUAUGGGCGUAGUGGAUGGCGUGACGGGUGUGUUCACGAAGCCGUUCGAAGGCGCGCGGGAUCACGGCGUGGAGGGCUUCUUCAGAGGUCUGGGCAUGGGUGCCGUGGGCCUGGUGGCGCGCCCCACCGCUGGGGUCGUGGACUUCGCGUCCGGCUCACUGGACGCCGUCAAGAGGGCGGCUGAUCUGUCGGAGGAGGUGACGAAGCGGCGCGCGGCACGCUACUUGCCGCCCGACGCCGGCGUGCGACCCUACUCCCGUCUGCAGGCUGAGGGCUACAAGAUGCUCUCCGAACUGGAGAAGGGCAAGUUUGUGAGCACGGACACUUACGAGGCGCACGUGUGGGUGAUCGCGGGCAAGGAGGCGGUCAUGUGCACCGACAAGCGUCUGCUCUACCUUGAGCGAAACAACGUCUUCGGCGGCUGGCAGAUCGUAUGGACUUACCUCUGGACGGAGAUCCCCGAAGUCCCCACAGCGGUCAGCAAAGGAGUGUACAUACCAACAGCAAAGAAGAAAGUGUUGGGAAUGUUCUCGAGCUCCGGUUCAGGCAAAGUGAUAUUCCUGUACGACGAGCAGCAGAAGCGCUACCUGCUGGCGCAGUGCGAGCGGCUGAUGCGCGCGCCACGUUGACAUGAGGCCGUAGAAGGAAUGUCGCCACGCCCACCGCGCCCGCAGCGUACUCUGCGCCCCCUGGCCGACUUCUUUCUACUGCUGGACCGCACCACGCUGAUGCUCACGCUGCACGCACUCGCCUAUCACUUCAACCUGCACCACCUCAACCUGACCGGCUUCCGCUGAUUUAUCAGGCAAUGUACAAGGUAAUCAAAAUUUGUUAUCCCCGACUUCUUUUGUAUGGUGUGGGAGACCUAAUUUUAGUCUCUUUUCCCUUCCCACUCUUUACUUUAAAAAAAAGGGAAAGCGGAUGGGACGGAGGAGGGGACGCAUGGGGAGGGGAUACAUUUUCUUUCCGUGUUUCCCCUCCUCCGUCGAUUAUAGGUAGACUACGUAUCUGUAAAUGCGGAUCACUUCGUUCACGAGCAACGGUCGCUUCGCUAUUUCGGCGAAUCAAGCUGGUCGCUUUUUAAUUUGUCCUCCAAUCAUAUUUUAAAAAAAAAUGUGAAAAAUUGUAUACCAAAUACUUUAUGAUUUUUGAUUACCAUGUACAUUAAAUUUAUGCAUUUGUCUGAUUGUAUCUUGUGUAAUGGAUUAUAUAACCGUGUGCUAUAUUUUUUAUAUUUAACCUCAGCAACGUACAAAUGCAAAUGCUAUACUGCUACGAGAUACGAAUAAAGUGAGCUAAUUUACUUUGGAAUUAUAAUUCCAAACUACGGACCAUUAUAUUGUGUGAAACUGAUUGUAACCCUUUUUUGUCUCUUUGUAUCAGAAAACAAUUUACCUCUUAAUUUAAACUUAUUUUACUAUAUUCUAUGAUAUUUUCUAUAUUUAUUUAUGGUAUGAGUAAUGAACAGUAGGUAUGUAGGAUACCACGUGUCAAGUUACCAAUUGUGAUUACAGCCGAUAUGCAUUUAUACAGACAUAUUUAUAAUAUUUACAAGAUUUUGUAACGUUUUUUCUUAUUACGAUUUAGUCUUCCGUCUUUGUUUUUAAUGUUCUCUGUAUCGUUGUUAGUAAUUGCAAAGUUUGUUAAAUUAUCUCAAUUUAAUUUGAUUGUUUUGAAUAAAGAAAUUUAAAAUUGUUAAAAGUUAUUGUUGCUUACAUUUUAAUAUAUGUAAUUCUGUUUUAAGUUUGCUCGCUUGACUACUUUGGAUAUCAUAUAAAGAUAUUAUUUUUGUCAUAAUGCAAUUUAUAUGUAACCAGCAGAAAGAAUUUUCAAUACCAAACUUCUCUUAAAAGGAUGGUAUUGAGAAUUCGUUAAUUACAAAAUUUCCUUUCGUUUAAACGAUGCACAAAUGUUUCCAUAUCGAAGACUUAAUUGAUAUUAAUUAUUAAUUUGUAUGUGAAAAAUAAAGCUGUAAAAUUUGUUUGAAACCUUAGAGUACAAUAA
Molecule: messenger RNA, 11527 nt
Organism: Papilio xuthus (Asian swallowtail)
Lineage: Eukaryota; Metazoa; Arthropoda; Insecta; Lepidoptera; Papilionidae
Gene: Vps13
Product: vacuolar protein sorting 13C
Exons: 61
Coding region: 238-10152 (3304 amino acids)
Biological process (GO): protein retention in Golgi apparatus; protein targeting to vacuole
Source: RefSeq, a predicted model, not a curated record